Molecule: messenger RNA, 2115 nt
Organism: Linum trigynum
Lineage: Eukaryota; Viridiplantae; Streptophyta; Magnoliopsida; Malpighiales; Linaceae
Source: the annotation of a GenBank genome assembly
CACUCUUUUCUUUCUGUGCCUAGCUUCUGACAUCACUCCAUUGCAGUUUUUUUAACCUUCACAUCCCUCUCAUUCUCUGUCACCAAUUCUGUGUUUCUUUAUAUAUAUAUAUUUUUUUAUCUCUUAUUUAAUUUCUGGGUUUGCUAUAGGCAGUCCUUUUGUUGGGAUCUCCACAGUGGUAGCUGAGGAUGCAUGCAUCAGGAAACUAAUAAAAUCAAAUAUAAAAAAAAACAACAACCAUAUGCUUGAUUUUCUGGUCUUCUAGAACAAAAAUGAAUUAUUUUGUGCUAACAAGUAAAUAUUUUGGAUGUCACUAUUACAUGCUAAAACCCAAAAUUUUCUGUGAUAAUAUGAAUUUCAAUUUAAUUAAUUAACACUAACCGAAUACUGAAUUGUUUGUUUUUACCCAUCUUUCCAAAUUUUAUAAAUAAAUGAAAUAUAUAUGUAUUUUUUAAAAAAUAUUUGAUUCUUCUACAGAACAGCAGCUAGCCACAUAGUGCCAAAUUGUGUUCAGCUACAUAUAUAUAUACAAUCACUCUUGAUUGGCCCAUGCUGCUAUCUGUUCAGAAUUGGGGCAUUUUACAUAUAAUAAUAAUAAUACACAGUAAAAUUAAAUAUGUAUGUGCUCUAAAUUAAGGCCCAAUCCACUGCCUGCUGCAGAGAUCAUAAUAAUUAGGUGAUUCCAACCAAUGGGAAGUAGUUAAAUUCCUAUUUAAUUUUCUCAACACAAUCCAGUUUUUUGCCCCUUUUCUGUGCAAUUGAGUUGAGUCCUUGAGGGUGGCAGGUGUCCAAGUCAAGCAAUUUUCAAAACCCACUUUGAAAUUUUUGUUUUGCCUUAAGUACUUAUUAUUGCAAUCUGAAGCAUCAUGGGCAGAAGAUAGGGUUAGUUGCCUUAUUAAGGAUAUGUUGUCCUUUUGGUUUGGAUGGGGUUUAGUGGGUCAUAAUUGAAGUAGUAAGGGAAAGCUUUGUUAAGGGGAAUCUUUUGCUAAUACUGGUAAUGAAAUGUUGGGGGAAGAAGAAGAAAAGGCUUAUCUCUUCCACAUUAGUGUUUAUCCGUUCUAUAGGCUAUAAUUAGCUAGGCCAAUAGAGAUUAGAGAGAAGUCCAAAUUUGUGAAUAUGUGUUUAGUGCAGCUGUUGAGAGUAAAUUCACUAGCCAGAUGGUUAAUGAGGAAUACCAAAGAUUAGAGUUCGUUUUGAGUAGAUCGGGAUAGGAGUUUGGGAGAAAUGUUUAAGCGGAUGUGGUUGAUUAUCGUUGUUUGUUGGUGUUGGAUAUGCCGACUAUCUUUAUCUAGUAAUAAAUUUGAGAAAAUGGUAGAUAUAUAUAUAUAUAUAUGUACGUGGUUUGAUCAUUUUUGGUGAUGAUUAUCCUUUAAGAAAAUGGGUGUAUAUAUAUGACCUUGCUGUUUCGACCAAGGCAAUUAACUUCGAUUGAUAACAAGAAUGUUUGGAGACACGCGGAUUCGAACUCUUUUGUUCGUUCGAUCUUCUUGGAUUUGGAGGAUUCCUAUGGAGAGGCGCAAGGUGGCUCCGUUAUCUAUAUUUCAGCGUUCAAGUUAGUACGAUAUAAGAGAUGUUUUUAUGUGAUUGUAAAGAGAACCACAGAAAGAUCGAUAAGGUAUAGAGAGAACCAUCUAUGCUUGAAAGUGUGGUAAGGAGAGGAGACUUUAAACCACCAGUGCAAACUUUAAACGCAUGGAUUGGUUUUCGUUCCGAGUUAUUUGAAUCAACAGGUUAUUGAGAGCGGGAAGGAUAGUUUGUGGCGGAGGCUAGGAAAGGUACGUACCUGGGAAAAGAGGAUUGGCAGCUGAUGAAAGGGAAAUAUGGCUGGUCGUGAGAGAUGUUACCCCCUGAAAAAAGCAGUAAAUUCAUUUUGCCACUUUCUCCAUUGGCAGUGGUGGUGGAGAGGGUAAAAGUGAAAGGCAAAUGGUGAAAGUCACGUCGCUUUUACAUGGGAUGAUUAUGAUGCAUAUACAAAAUACAAUUUAUGAAGAAUGGUGUGUGUUUGAAUCCCCCAGAUAUGUUCAUAUAUUUUAACUUGGAGUUGAGACUACAUUUGUACAUGCGUAUGUUAUGUAACCCUAUUGGAGGUCGUAACAAUUAAGUAAAUGGUUCGAU